UUGGUCGGUUUUCCGGAAGCCAUAGGAUUCGGAAUCUCGCCCGAAGUCGUGCGACCGCCGGCUGCGUGUGGUAGCGGAACAUGCCCCGCACGGGACACCGCAGCCCCCACCGCACAGCCAGAUUGCCGGCCGGAGGGUUGUCGCAGCGCCUGGGGCCGCACGGAAGCGGCUCGGGAACCCCACAGCCCCAGGCCCAGGUGCGCGACUGACCCUCCCGUUCCCCGAGCCCGCAGCGCAGGCCAGGAUGUUCGUCUUGGUGGAGAUGGUGGACACUGUGCGGAUCCCCCCGUGGCAGUUUGAGAGGAAGCUCAACGACUCCAUUGCCGAGGAACUGAAUAAGAAGUUGGCCAACAAGGUCGUGUACAACGUGGGACUCUGCAUCUGUCUGUUCGACAUCACCAAGCUGGAGGAUGCCUACGUGUUUCCCGGGGAUGGUGCGUCGCACACCAAAGUUCAUUUCCGCUAUGUGGUGUUCCAUCCGUUCCUGGAUGAGAUUCUGAUUGGAAAGAUCAAAGGCUGCAGCCCCGAGGGAGUGCACGUCUCUCUAGGGUUCUUCGAGGACAUCCUCAUCCCCCCCGAGUCACUGCAGCAGCCAGCCAAGUUCGACGAUGCCGAGCAGGUGUGGGUGUGGGAGUAUGAGACGGAGGAAGGAGCACACGACCUGUACAUGGACACCGGCGAGGAGAUCCGCUUCCGGGUGGUGGAUGAGAGCUUCGUGGACACGUCCCCCACCGGGCCCAGCUCCGCCGAGGUGGCCUCUACCAGCGAGGAGCCGCCGAAGAAGGAGGCCCCGUACACGCUUGUGGGAUCCAUCAGUGAGCCGGGCCUGGGCCUCCUCUCCUGGUGGACGAGCAGCUAGCCCUGGUGCUGGACGUGGACCGGCCCAGUCCACAGGCCCUACCCCAGCCUCGGAAGGUGCCUGAGGACAGCAGCAGCCCAGAUGCCGAGGGGCAGUCUGCAGUCUGCGGAGGGAGCUGCUGGUGGGGCCAGGAGUGCCCUGCCAGCUCGUCGCUCCCUGCCAUCCUGGCCUUGCUCCUCUUCCCAGAAGUCCCGCUCUCAGGGACAGAGACUUUAUUGAAUAAACAAUGGCAAUGGCA
Messenger RNA from Myotis daubentonii (Daubenton's bat), 1097 nucleotides. RefSeq names its product RNA polymerase III subunit H (gene POLR3H). Lineage: Eukaryota; Metazoa; Chordata; Mammalia; Chiroptera; Vespertilionidae. Gene Ontology annotation, cellular component: RNA polymerase III complex. Gene Ontology annotation, biological process: transcription initiation at RNA polymerase III promoter; DNA-templated transcription. Gene Ontology annotation, molecular function: DNA-directed RNA polymerase activity; DNA binding. The record is from RefSeq and is a predicted model, not a curated record.